CAAGGAAGGAUUGGGUAGGAAACCUCAGGAACAUUACACUCAGAAGAUAAAACGUUUAUCCGCAAGGCCCGAUUCAUUCUCAGCGUUCCGAAAUGAAGCCAGGGGGGCACGCGUGUCGCCUGAAAAAAUAGGAAGACAUGAACUGAAAGAACACCUGCAAGUUAACAUAUAUGACAUCAUCGCCGCAGGAGGGGAGCCGUCCGUAGUGGAAAAGAUGUUGAACCACGUGGACGUGAAUGCUGUCAACUCUCUCCAGGAGUCCCUACUGCAUGUAGCUGCCGAACACGGCCAUCUAUCCCUCCUGGGGCUCCUCCUACGCAGAGGGGCCAGACUGGAACUGAGAGAUCAGGAGGGCCGAACGCCCCUUCACAGAGCGGCAAACAGGGACCACGGCGAGGUGGUACGGGCCCUCAUGAAAGCCGGCGCCUGUCUGUACACCUUGGACGCACAGCGGAAGAAUCCCGUCCACCUGACGGCAACAAACGAGGACUUGGAUUGCGCCCGAGCCCUUUUGAUGGAGGAGAGGGGCAGAGGGGUUGAGGACCAGACGGAGCCCACCUUCCUCCACAGAGCGGCCCAGGAGGAUGACCAGAGCCUGGCCCGGAAGCUGCUGCAGGCAGGGGCUGCCGUGGAUGUCCGAACCAGGCAGGAUAAAACAGCACUGUUCUAUGCCGUGAGUGGGAACAAUGAAAGGACCGCAGGAGUCCUUCUUGAAGCGGGGGCUGCAGUGGACCAAGUGGUCCUAAAUGAAGCUGUGAACCUCAACAAUGGCUCCAUGCUCCAGCUACUGCUAGCUCACUCCAGAGGAGCCCUCAGUCCAGAAGCUAUGGGCUCCACUCUCUUCUCAGCAGUCAAACAGAACUGUCAUGCGGUGGUGGAUAUUCUAAUCGACGGUGGUGCUGAUGUCAACAUGUGUGACCAACAGGGAUACACUCCCCUCCUAUUGGCUGCUGAACUGGGCCACACAGACACAUUCAGAGUUCUGGCAGGUAAAAACGCCAAACUGGAUGUCAGUCUACCAAACUUGACGACAGCCUUACACCUGGCAGUGCGUAGCGGCAGUGAGCUUUUGGUACAGGCUCUGUUGGCAAAGGGAUUGGAUCCUAAUGCAACUGGGCCUAAGGCAUACACACCUCUACAUCUGGCAGCACUCCACAGCCACCCAGCGCUGGUUGAGAUGUUGUUAAAAGCUGAAGCCCAGGCAAAUGCUGUGGCCCAAGAUGGAAGCACCCCUCUACAUCUAGCCAGCCGGCGUGGCCAUGCAGACGCACUGAACCGCCUGCUUCAGGUCAAGGUUCACACCGAGAUCCGGGACCGGCAGGGCAGGACCGCACUGCACUGGGCUGCCUCGACCCAGACAGAAGGCCCAGCGGUGGACAUGCUGCUGUCAGCCGGAGCCAACCCUGACGCCGCCGACAAGCAGAAGAAAACGCCAUUGCACCUGGCGGCCGCGGCGGGGCAAACAGAAGCUGUAGCAGCGUUGUUAACGCACAAGGCGAGGGUUAGGGCUAAAGACAUGCAUGGCUCCACCCCUCUUCACUACGCGGCAGGCCGGGGGCACGACGAGGCGGUGAAGCUCCUCCUGUCGGCGCAGAAGAAACAUGGAGUAGACCAGAGGAACACGUGGAGGAAGACGCCGCUCCACACCGCCGCCGAGAAGGGCCACACCGAGGCAGUUGCCUCACUCUUGAGGGCGGGGGCAAAGGUCAACACGCUUGACAAUUGUAAAGACACUCCCCUCCACUGUGCCGUCCGGGCGGGCAGCAGGGACGCAGUGAGGGAGCUGGUGAGCUGGGAACCAGGGAAGGGUAGGCAGGGGGGCAAGGCUGACCUGCAGGCUGUUAAUAACGUGGGGAAGACUCCACUGCAGGUGGCCGAGAGCGAAGACACACAGGAACACAGGGAUAUUGUAGCUAUAAUCAAGAGAAAGAUGGUUCUUAUUAAAUAGACGACAGCCAAGAGACAAACGUCAAGUGAGACUGCUUCUUGCUGAAGGCCUCACCUUCAGCCAUUUAAUUCUUGUUGGCAAUGUGGGGAGCAAAACAAAAUAAAGAAAAAGCUCAAGAGAAUAGUUAUUCACGUUCAAGAUAUUCUGUUUGUGUGUUUAUGUGACCUUAAUUUCAGCCUUGGGGCUGUUGAUAUAUAACGGGAGCUUUGUAGAUGGGUGCGGCUGUAGCGCAGAUGGAUGAGCCCAUCCGGUUGUACAAUCCAUGUUGUAACAGUUUCACCUUCUCACCAUACGGGGGAGCCAUCAGACUUAUAGUUAAGAGUAAAAUAGCAUCGAAGCGUAAACCAUUUGUUCUGAUACAUUUUAUGGGUUAUUUUUUUCGGUUUUUUGGAAUGUGAUUAAUGAAAUUGUAAAUAAUUUAAAUGUUAUUUUCAUAUAUUUAUGUCCAUUGUUUGUGUCCGUCUUUACUAUGUAAUUUAUUGUAGCGUGGUGCUGAUGACGAUCCCCUUUGUCACGUGACACUGUUGUUUUGGUCCGAGUCCAUGUGCAUUAGCCCAUUUCCAGACAAAAUGGCAAGGAACGAAGAGAAACAACAAGGGCGAUUGAAUAGACU
This is a messenger RNA of Gadus chalcogrammus (walleye pollock), 2561 nucleotides long. RefSeq names its product CARD- and ANK-containing Inflammasome Adaptor Protein (gene caiap). Gene Ontology annotation, molecular function: protein binding. The record is from RefSeq and is a predicted model, not a curated record. Lineage: Eukaryota; Metazoa; Chordata; Actinopteri; Gadiformes; Gadidae. The coding region runs from base 215 to 1948 and encodes 577 amino acids. The transcript has 4 exons.